AAACAUGGUUGCUGGAAAAGAUAUUCUUGAUAACCUUGGGGAUGGCGUUGUUGGUGGCGCUACCGCUGGUGGUAUGGUUGGCGGACCUCCGGGCGCAUUAAUUGGUGGCAUGUUUGGGUUUAUUUUUGGAUCAAUCAAAAGUCUUGUUAUGGACGCGGAAGAGAAUAAGAAAUGAAUUAUUUUAAUUCUGAAUUUAAUUUUGAACAAAAUUUGUUCUUUCUUUUUUUUAUUAUUAAUUUGAAAAUGAAUAUUUUUUUUGUUUUUAAAUUUUCUUGUCAGAGAUCCAUUUCUAGCCUUUUUGAGCCUAAUCUUAGUCCUAUAGGGAGAGUAUAUUUUUACGGUUAAGAAAUAAAAGGUAUGUUUGCUUGAAAGUAACACUUGAACGUUUUGUGUGAAAUCUGAUAUCUGUACUGAUCCAGAGAACCAAACUGAACAAUUGUCAGUUCUUCGUUUCAU
Meloidogyne enterolobii is the source of this 456-nucleotide messenger RNA. Lineage: Eukaryota; Metazoa; Nematoda; Chromadorea; Rhabditida; Meloidogynidae. The record is from the annotation of a GenBank genome assembly.